This is a messenger RNA of Papilio machaon (common yellow swallowtail), 770 nucleotides long. RefSeq names its product putative gamma-glutamylcyclotransferase CG2811. Bases 152 to 706 code for a protein of 184 amino acids. NCBI's taxonomy places the organism in Eukaryota, Metazoa, Arthropoda, Insecta, Lepidoptera, Papilionidae. The record is from RefSeq and is a predicted model, not a curated record. Gene Ontology annotation, molecular function: gamma-glutamylaminecyclotransferase activity. The transcript is spliced from 5 exons.
AAAUAUUUAAAUUGUGAUGAUUACACCGCGAGGAGUGCAAUAGUUACGAAUAUUAUAAUAAUUGCAUUAGGCAGAAUACGCAACAAAUAUCUAUUCUCUUAUAUUAGAUAAUGAUUUUAAUUUGAACAUAAAACUUUAAUAAAUACACUACAUGAUAGUUUCAAGAUUUCAAAUACUUUUUAAAAUUCCUUCCAAAAGCCAUUUACAUCAGUCCAGGAAGAUGAGUGAAAAAGUAUUUGUGUAUGGUACACUAAAAAAGAAUGAACCAAAUCACCAUUGGUUAACUGAUCAAAAAAAUGGUGUUAGCAAAUUUAUAGUCAAUGGACAAACAUGUCAGAGAUAUCCAUUGAUUAUUGGAACUAAAUAUAAUAUACCUUUUGUACUAUAUAAACCAGGAGUUGGAUAUCAUGUGCAAGGGGAGGUGUAUGAGGUUGAUGAAAAAAUGAUGAGCAAUUUGGACAUACUUGAAGAUCACCCAAAUUACUAUAUAAGAGAGAUAGACAAUAUAGAUAUUAAAAAACCAGGUACAAAUGAGAAAGAAAUAAUUAAGUGUUGGGUCUACUUUAUGAAAAAUUUUAAAGAGGAACUUCUAUUCAAUCAAAUGUUUCAAAAUUACUCAUCAACAGGAAGUCAUGGGCUACCUUACUUGGAAAGAAAUAAUGAAUCAACAAUUGAUGAUUUGAACGACGAUGUAAAAGCAAAGUAAAGCAGAAUUUCAAUAAUAAAAUUCGAAUUAUGUAAAACUCAAUUUCAUGAAACUUUAAAUGAAA